Molecule: messenger RNA, 2301 nt
Organism: Knipowitschia caucasica
Lineage: Eukaryota; Metazoa; Chordata; Actinopteri; Gobiiformes; Gobiidae
Source: the annotation of a GenBank genome assembly
AUGCGUAAGAAGGAGCAGGUGAAGGGGGAGAACCGGCCGGACAACACGGCGUUCACCCAGCAGAGGCUCCCGGCCUGGCAGCCCAUGCUGUCCGCAGGCAUCGUCAUCCCUCUGUUUGUGCUGGUGGGCCUGAUCUUCAUCGGCAUCGGGGUGGCUCUGUUCGUCACCUCCAGGGGGCUGCAGGUCAUAGAGCUGGACUACACCGGUGUGGAGCAGAACUCUCCCUGCUUCUCCUGCUCAGACCCCAUCAGCAAAAAGAACUGCAAUUGCACCCUGACCUUCAGCCUGGAAAAGCUCUUUGAGGGUCCAGUGUUCUUUUAUUACGGCCUCACCAACUACUUCCAGAACCAGCGGGGAUAUGGCGUGUCUAAAGACUACAAUCAGCUGUCCGGAGAUCUGACUUACUUUAAGGAGCCGGACACCUCAUGUGCUCCGUAUGUACGAGACUCCAACGGUAAACCCUUUGUGCCCUGCGGUGCUCUGGCCAACAGCAUGUUCAAUGAUACGUUCACACUAUAUCAAAUGGUGAACGGCACGAAGAAGAUAGUGCCUUUUGACGGGAAGGGCAUCGCCUGGUGGACCGACCAUAACAUCAAGUACAGGAACCCGUCCGUGAGCUCCCUCCAGGACGCCUUCAACGGCACGGUGAAGCCUCUGUUCUGGUCCAAGGCGGCCUACGAGCUGGGCCGCGAUGACGAGGCCAACAACGGCUUCAUCAACCAGGACUUUCUGGUGUGGAUGAGGCGUGCCGCUCUGCCCAACUUCAGGAAACUGUACAGACGCAUCACAGAAGGAGACUACGCCCAGGGCCUGCCCAAGGGGAACUACAGCCUGGACAUCAGCUACAGUAUCCUUUAUAGGAGGAGAGGGGCAGACCAGAGGAGGAGAGGGGCAGACCCAGAGGAGGAGAGGGGCAGACCAGAGGAGAAGAGGGGCAGACCAGAGGAGAAGAGGGGCAGACCAGAGGAGAAGAGGGGCAGACCAGAGGAGAAGAGGGGCAGACCAGAGGAGAAGAGGGGCAGACCAGAGGAGAAGAGGGGCAGACCAGAGGAGAAGAGGGGCAGACCAGAGGAGAAGAGGGGCAGACCAGAGGAGAAGAGGGGCAGACCAGAGGAGAAGAGGGGCAGACCAGAGGAGAAGAGGGGCAGACCAGAGGAGAAGAGGGGCAGACCAGAGGAGAAGAGGGGCAGACCAGAGGAGAAGAGGGGAGUAGAAGAGGGGCAGACCAGAGGAGAAGAGGAGCAGACCAGAGGAGAAGAGGGGAGUAGAAGAGGGGCAGACCAGAGGAGAAGAGGGGCAGACCAGAGGAGAAGAGAAGAGAAGAGGGGCAGACCAGAAGAGAAGAGGGGCAGACCAGAAGAGAAGAGGGGCAGACCAGAAGAGAAGAGGGGCAGACCAGAAGAGAAGAGGGGCAGACCAGAAGAGAAGAGGGGCAGACCAGAAGAGAAGAGGGGCAGACCAGAAGAGAAGAGGGGCAGACCAGAAGAGAAGAGGGGCAGACCAGAAGAGAAGAGGGGCAGACCAGAAGAGAAGAGGGGCAGACCAGAAGAGAAGAGGGGCAGACCAGAAGAGAAGAGGGGCAGACCAGAAGAGAAGAGGGGCAGACCAGAAGAGAAGAGAGGCAGACCAGAAGAGAAGAGGGGCAGACCAGAAGAGAAGAGGGGCAGACCAGAAGAGAAGAGGGGCAGACCAGAAGAGAAGAGGGGCAGACCAGAAAGAGGAGCAGACCAGAGGAGGAGAGGGGCAGACCAGAGGAGGAGAGGGGCAGACCAGAGGAGGAGAGGGGCAGACCAGAGGAGGAGAGAGGGCAGACCAGAGGAGAAGAGGGGCAGACCAGAGGAGAAGAGGGGCAGACCAGAGGAGAAGAGGGGCAGACCAGAGGAGAAGAGGGGCAGACCAGAGGAGAAGAGGGGCAGACCAGAGGAGAAGAGGAGCAGACCAGAGGAGAAGAGGGGCAGACCAGAGGAGAAGAGGGGCAGACCAGAGGAGAAGAGGGGCAGACCAGAGGAGAAGAGGGGCAGACCAGAGGAGAAGAGGGGCAGACCAGAGGAGAAGAGGGGCAGACCAGAGGAGAAGAGGGGCAGACCAGAGGAGAAGAGGGGCAGACCAGAGGAGAAGAGGGGCAGACCAGAGGAGAAGAGGGGAGUAGAAGAGGGGCAGACCAGAGGAGAAGAGGGGCAGACCAGAGGAGAAGAGGGGAGUAGAAGAGGGGCAGACCAGAGGAGAAGAGGGGCAGACCAGAGGAGAAGAGGGGCAGACCAGAGGAGAAGAGGGGCAGACCAGAGGAGAAGAGGGGAGUAG